CCGAAAGUCCUGAGGGAUGAAAAUGGGAACUCUUCUUUCCCAUCAGUCAACAACAGCCGCAGAGUUUGGUAGAAGUUUGUCUUGGAUCGAUAAUGUUAGUGCCAAAAGUCCAGUAACGCAAUGGAUAAAGAUAUACCCACAGGUGUCGUAGGCGAAGAAAGCGUUGACGAACUUCGCCAACGUCUAAAUGUCAUGAAGAAAAUGAUGGCCGAAAGGCAAUACCUGGAUCAGUCAACUGAACAGAGAAAAAGUAAUGUGGGCGUUAUUGAUGGGAGUUUCCUCAGCAUGGUUUUUGGAACUGCUCUGGUGGUUAUAAUAACUGUCAGCAUCUAUGCUUUCUACAAUCUUUACGUGGCAAUACUGAAGAAAUUCCCUUCGAGGCAUGAGGAGCUGUGAGGAUUUCAAGUAUUUCACCAUUCGAACUGACACUUAAUAUUUUUUUAACGAUGUAUAACCUUGUAAUCGAUUGGAAGUAAUUAGGAAUAAAACUUUGCUUCUCGUU
Coccinella septempunctata (seven-spotted ladybird) is the source of this 502-nucleotide messenger RNA. RefSeq lists its product as uncharacterized. Bases 121 to 396 code for a protein of 91 amino acids. Lineage: Eukaryota; Metazoa; Arthropoda; Insecta; Coleoptera; Coccinellidae. The record is from RefSeq and is a predicted model, not a curated record. The transcript is spliced from 2 exons.